GAGUUCUUUUGGCUCGCUUUGGCCGUGUGGCCAACAGCAGCAGCAGCAGCAGCAAUAACAACAACACAGCAGCAGCAACAACAACAACCACAACAACAAGUCUCGAGUUUGGUGGCAGUGGCAACCAAGUUGUUGUUGUUGUUGUCUUUGCGCCUUUGGUGAAAAAUAUUGACAGCAUAUUGCCACAAAAUCUCGUAAAAUGGCCGCUGCUGGAGGAAGCGGCAACCCUAGCGAAGGGCAAUCACAGUCGGCGACAUCAGAAUAGCGCCAUGUUGGGUUUUUAGCACGCAAACAACGCGAGGGAAACCAAAAACAGAAGAUUGAGAGAUUCAAACAGAGACAGAGACAACAAACACAAGAGACACGCCAAGAUGCAUCAGGAAACAGCAGCAGCAACAACAACAACAAGCUCUGUGAGCUACAACAAAAACAAUAAGCAAGCCACGCCCACACCCAGUACGCCCCGAAGAGAUUACACAAUGUUUCACAGAUGUCGGCGACGCAAUUCAAGACGAAGUGCAAGUUUCAAAUUUCCCGCCAUCAAUUGCAGCUUCUUUUGGAUGCUUCUAGUCGCCUGCAUCCUGUCCAGCAACUGGGCGGCAGCGGGGGGCGUGGACAAGGAGCGGGAGAGAGAGCGCAGUCUGGAGGUGCUUGAGGGCGUGGCCGUCAAUCAUCAAAUCGGUUUCAUCGGUGACUUUGACAGCAUCGACAGUGGGCCACCUUACAUUAUUGUGGCCGAGGCGGGCGUGGAAACGGAUCUGGCCAUCGAUCGGACCACGGGAGAGAUUCGCACCAAGGUGCCGCUGGACAGGGAGACGAGAGCCUCAUACAGCCUGGUGGCCAUUCCCCUGAGUGGACUCAAUGUGCGCGUUGUGGUCACAGUCAGGGAUGAGAAUGACAAUGCGCCCACCUUUCCGCAAUCCUCCAUGCACAUCGAGUUCCCGGAGAACACGCCACGCGAGGUGAAGCGUACCCUGCUCCCUGCCCGCGAUCUCGACCUGGAGCCGUACAACACACAGCGCUACAACAUUGUCUCCGGCAAUGUCAAUGACGCCUUUCGGCUCUCCUCGCACCGCGAACGAGAUGGCGUCCUGUAUCUCGAUCUGCAGAUCAGCGGCUUUCUCGAUCGGGAGACCACGCCCGCCUAUAGCUUGCUGAUAGAGGCCUUGGAUGGGGGAACUCCUCCUCUGCGCGGACUCAUGACUGUCAACAUUACCAUACAGGAUGUCAAUGACAAUCAGCCGAUCUUCAAUCAGAGUCGCUACUUUGCCACAGUUCCGGAGAAUGCCACCGUGGGAACAAGUGUGCUGCAGGUGUAUGCUUCAGAUACGGAUGCGGAUGAGAACGGACUUGUGGAAUACGCCAUAAAUAGAAGGCAGAGUGAUAAGGAACAAAUGUUUCGCAUCGAUGCAAAGACAGGCGCUAUCUACAUUAAUAAACCUUUGGAUUUUGAGACCAAGGAACUCCAUGAGCUCGUUGUGGUGGCCAAGGAUCAUGGGGAACAGCCGCUGGAAACGACGGCUUUUGUCUCGAUACGUGUGACAGACGUCAAUGACAAUCAGCCAACGAUCAAUGUCAUCUUUCUCAGCGAAGAUGCCUCUCCAAAGAUCUCGGAGUCGGCACAGCCCGGCGAAUUUGUUGCCCGCAUCUCCGUUCAUGAUCCGGACUCGAAGACGGAGUACGCCAAUGUGAAUGUCUCGCUGAAUGGAGGCGAUGGACACUUUGCCUUGACCACGCGUGACAACAGCAUUUACUUGGUCAUUGUGAAUCUUCCCCUGGACAGGGAGUCCACCUCGAACUACACCCUGAGUGUGGUUGCCACAGACAAAGGCACGCCGCCGUUGCAUGCCACCAAGUCGAUCUUUCUGCGCAUCACGGACGUCAAUGACAAUGCUCCCGAGUUCGAGCAGGAAGUCUAUCACGCCAAUGUCAUGGAGGUCGCCGAUCCCGGCACCUCGGUGCUCCAGGUGAUGGCCCGGGAUCGUGACGAGGGCAACAAUGCGGCUCUCAGCUAUGCUCUGGCCGAUACUCCAGACACGCAUGCGAACUGGUUCCAGAUCGAUGGGCAGACGGGUCUGAUCACCACGCGAUCCCACAUCGAUUGCGAAACGGAGCCGGUGCCUCAACUCACGGUGAUCGCCAGGGAUGGCGGACAACCGGCGCUCUCCUCAACGGCCACCGUGCUCGUCACCAUCCACGACGUCAACGACAACGAACCAAUCUUCGACCAGAGCUUCUACAACGUAUCCGUCGCCGAGAACGAAGCCGUGGGCAGGUGUAUACUCAAGGUCUCGGCCAGCGAUCCGGAUUGUGGCGUCAAUGCGAUGGUCAACUACACUUUGGGUGAGGGAUUCAAGCAUCUGACGGAGUUCGAGGUGCGUUCUGCCUCGGGAGAGAUCUGCAUUGCCGGAGAACUGGACUAUGAGCGUAGGAGCAGCUACGAGUUUCCCGUGCUGGCCACAGAUCGAGGAGGUCUCAGCACGACAGCAAUGAUCAAAAUGCAGCUAACAGAUGUGAAUGACAAUCGGCCAGUGUUUUAUCCCCGUGAAUACAAUGUCUCCCUGCGCGAAUCUGGAUCGGGUCAGGCCUCCAGCGCGCCGUUGCCCAUUGUGGCCGUGGUGGCCACAGAUCCGGAUUCGGGCAACUUUGGUCAAGUCUCCUAUCGCAUUGUGGCUGGUAACGAGGGAGGAAUCUUUCGCAUCGAUCGUGCCAGCGGAGAGAUCUUUGUUGUACGUCCGGAUAUGCUCUCGGUACGCACUCAGCCGAGGCACAUGCUCAACAUCUCGGCCACGGAUGGCGGAGGACUGAGAACGAGCACCGAUGCCGUCGUCUUUCUCAGCAUCAUCGAUGCCAUGCAACGUCCUCCGAUCUUCGAGAAGGCCCGAUACAAUUACUACGUCAAGGAGGAUGUGCCACGAGGAACAGUGGUCGGCUCUGUCAUCGCCACCAGCAGUGACACCGCUCAAAGCAGUCCCGUGCGCUACUCGAUCUACUCUGGGGAUCCGGAUGGUUACUUCAGCAUUGAGGCCACCUCGGGCAAUAUACGGAUUGCCCAUCCGCUGGAUCAUGAGGCCAAGUCGCAGGUCUUGCUCAACAUUCAGGCGACCAGUGGGGAGCCACCAGUGUAUGGCCACACGCAGGUGAACAUCGAGGUCGAGGAUGUCAAUGACAAUGCUCCGGAGUUUGAGACGAGCAUGGUGCGAAUUUCGGUGCCAGAGAAUGCCGAGCUGGGCACGCCCCUCUUUGCGGUCCACGCCCACGACAAGGACUCUGGCAGCAGUGGACAAGUGACCUACAGUCUCUCCUCCGCCUCCGCCUCAUCCUCAGCCUCAGCAUCGGGCAAUGCCACCCAACGUGGCGUUAAUAGAAUUCCUCAACCUUCACUCUUUGCUAUCGAUGCACGCUCUGGGCAUCUUGUGUUAUCACGACAUCUCGACUAUGAGACAUCGCAGCGGCACUCGUUAACAGUGACUGCCACCGAUGGGGGCAUGCCCCCGCUCUCCGCGGACGUCACCAUCAUCGUGGAUGUCCAAGACGUCAAUGACAAUCCGCCCGUCUUUGAACGCGACGAAUAUGCCGUGAAUGUCUCCGAAUCGCGGGCCAUUAAUGCACAGAUCAUUCAGGUGAAUGCCAGCGAUCUGGACACGGGCAACAAUGCUCGGAUUACGUAUCGCAUUGUGGAUGCAGGUGCCGACAAUGCCAGUCUGAGUCAUGGCCACAGUCACAGCCAGUCGAGUCUUGGCCUUAAUGGACCCGAUGCCGACUUGGCCCAACACUUUGGCAUCUUUCCCAACUCUGGCUGGAUUUAUCUACGCGCUGCUUUGGACAGAGAGAGUCGAGAUCGUUAUGAACUCACAGUUCUGGCCACGGAUAAUGGCACACCAGCGGCACAUGCAAGAGCUCGUGUAUUGGUUCGAGUCCUCGAUGCCAAUGACAAUGAUCCCAAGUUCCAAAAGGAGAGCUAUGAAUUCCGCAUUGAGGAGAAUCUACGUCGUGGCGCUGUUGUGGGCGUUGUGGCUGCCACAGAUCUGGAUAUCGGGGAGAAUGCGGCCAUACGCUACAGUUUGUUGCCGGCCAACUCGAGCUUUCAGGUGCAUCCCGUCACAGGUGAGAUAAGCACACGCGAACCACUCGAUCGGGAGCUGCGUGAGUUCUAUGAUCUGGUGAUGGAGGCCCGGGAUCAAGGGACGCCAUCACGCAGUGCACGUGUUCCAGUGCGUGUGCAUGUGACGGAUGUGAAUGACAAUGCGCCGGAGAUAGCCGAUCCGCAGGAGGAUGUGGUUAGUGUGCGAGAGGAGCAACCACCGGGCACGGAGGUGGUGCGAAUACGUGCCAUCGAUCGGGACAAUGGACAGAAUGCAUCCAUCACCUAUUCACUGUUGAAGGGUCGUGACUCCGAUGGACAUGGUCUCUUCAGCAUCGAUGCCAACUCGGGCGUGAUCCGAACACGCGUCUUGCUGGACCACGAGGAGAGGAGCAUCUAUCGUCUCGCUGUGGCUGCCACCGAUGGUGGCAAUCCGCCCAAGCAGACGCUGCGAAUGCUGCGCGUCGAGGUCCUCGAUCUCAAUGACAAUCGGCCAACGUUCACCAGCUCCAGCCUCGUCUUCAGGGUACGAGAGGAUGCGAUUGUGGGUCAUGUGGUGGGUUCGAUUAGUCCCAACGAGCGAUCGGAGUUGCCACAAGGAGGGAACAGUCUGGAUGACCAACUGUGCGUUACGUAUACUCUCAACCCGCUGACCAAGGAUGUCAUCGAGGGAGCCUUUGACAUUGACAGGAAUACGGGAAAUCUUGUGGUGGCCCGACAAUUGGAUCGGGAGCUGCAAGCCGAAUAUCGAUUGGAGAUUCGCGCUUUGGACACUUCAGCUAGUAAUAAUCCGCAGAGCAGUGCUAUAACCGUCAAAAUUGAGGUGGCCGAUGUGAAUGAUAAUGCUCCCCGUUGGCCUUUGGAUCCCAUUGAGCUGCAGGUGAGCGAGUCCAUGUCGGUCGGUGAGAUCAUCUACAAUUUCACGGCCACGGAUGCGGACUCGGGCACAAAUGGAGAGCUUCAGUAUCGUCUACUGCGCUACACUCCUCUCCUGAAUGAGAGCCUGGAGCAGGCGACGCCUCUCUUCUCACUGGACUCGCUAACGGGAUCUCUGAGUCUGCAGUCGCCUUUGGACUACGAGUCUCUCAAGGAAUAUCUGCUUAUAGUUCAGGCUCUCGAUCAGUCCUCGAAUGUAACUGAGCGUUUACAGACCUCAGUCACUGUGCGUCUGCGUGUCCUGGAUGCCAAUGACAAUGCGCCACAGUUUGUGGUACCCGCCACAAAUGGAGGCAGUGCAGUCAAUAUUUAUCUCAAUGAUGCCACACGCAUCGGCGAAGUCGUAACUCACAUCGUGGCCGUGGAUCAGGAUGCGGGUGAAAACGGUCGCGUCACCUACGAAAUAAUCAGUGGCAACGGCGAGGGAAGAUUCCGCAUUAAGCCGCAGUCUGGCAUGAUUGAACUGGCCAAGACACUGCCUCCAGCAUCCGAUCAGCUGGAUAAGACCAGUCGAUUUAGCCUUACGAUCCGUGCCAGUGAUCAUGGAACUCCUACUCCCAAGCAAUCCACACUCAACCUUCAGCUGCUCAUCCAGGGCAGCCACAGCAAUCCUCCCAAGUUCCUGCAAGCUGUCUACCAUGCGACAAUCCUCGAGAACGUGGCCAGUGGCAGCUUCGUGCUGCAGGUGGCAGCCAAGGCAUUCCACAGUGCCGACAAUGCUAAUCUAACUUAUGAGUUACCAAGUGGCGUAGCCGAUGAUCACUUUCAUGUCGAUUGGCAACGCGGCAUUGUCACGACACGUGGACAAUUCGAUCGUGAGUCGCAGGCCCGAUAUGUUAUUCCCAUUUAUGUGAGAGAUGCCAAUCGAAUGAUUGUCUCCCCGGCGUCUGCUGUGCGGAAGCAACGUUCUUCGGAGAGCAACUUGGAGACGGCAAGUGGACAACACUUUGAUGUGGCAACGAUCUUCAUCACCAUUGGCGAUGUCAAUGAUAAUGCACCCGAGUUUCGACCUGGAUCUUGUUAUGGGCUUUCAAUGCCCGAGAACAGCGACACCGCCAUUAUCCACACGGUGGUUGCAAGUGAUCUGGAUGAAGGAGCUAAUGCAGAGCUGAUCUACAGUAUUAUCGGCGGCAAUCUGGGCAACAAGUUCAGCAUCGAUGCACGCACCGGAGAGUUGAGUGCUCGACCUUUGGAUCGUGAGCAGCACUCCCGCUUUACACUCCAGAUACAGGCAUCGGAUCGUGGUCAGCCCAUCACUCACCAGGGUCAUUGUAACAUCAGUGUCCUUGUCGAGGAUCAGAAUGACAAUGAGCCGCGCUUUGAGCUGUCGAAAUAUGUGGCCAGUGUCCAGGAGGAUGCAUCGAUUGGCAGCAGCGUGUUGCGCAUCAAGGCCACUGAUGCGGAUCUGGGUGUCAAUGCGAGACUCAUCUACUCCCUGGCCAAUGAGACCCAGUGGCAAUUCGCCAUCGACAGCAAAAGUGGACUCAUCACCACCGUCGGGAAAUUGGAUCGUGAGCUGCAGUCGAGCUACAGCUUCAUGGUCUUGGCCACCGAUUGUGGAAAGUACGAGGUUCGUUCCGGCAGUGUGGCCGUUCAGAUCAAUGUGCUGGACGUCAAUGACAAUAAGCCCAUCUUCGAGCGUUAUCCAUACUUGGGUCAAGUGCCGGCUCUCAUUCAGCCAGGACAGACUUUGCUGAAGGUUCAGGCCCACGAUGCCGAUCUGGGAUCGAAUGGCGAGCUGCUUUAUGCCCUCAAAGCAGACAGUCUGCUUGGAUCACCUGCAACUCGUGCCAAGUUCCGCAUUAAUCCAAAUACUGGCGCCUUGAGUGCCACCCAGAGUCUGGCCAGCGAGACGGGCAAUCUUCUUCAGCUGGAGGUGAUUGCCCGCGACAAGGGAAACCCGCCUCAGAGCAGUGUGGGUCUCAUCGAGCUGCUGGUGGGCGAAGCUAGCCAAGGUACGCCCGUAUUGCACUUCCAGAACGAGACGUAUAGGACCAAGUUACUUGAGAAUUCGCCAAGGGGCACCAGACUACUCCAAGUGGCCGCUGUGCGGAGCGAUGGACGUCGACAGAAGAUGAGUUUCUCUUUUGGCGCGGGCAAUGACGAGGGCAUCUUCUCAAUGGAUGCAUUAACCGGAGAGAUUCGGGUUGCCAACCCCUUGCAACUGGACUACGAUCGCUUUGCCAAACCAACGUUGGAGCCUCUCUCCCGUGGACGGGCCAUGCACUACGAGGAGUCGGGAGAGCAGACGGAGCAGAAGCAGGAAGAGCAACAGGGGGAAAAUGGAAAUGCCUCACGCAGUCAACGCGCCUUGCCGAGUUCCUCAUUUGCUUUGACCACAACGCAACCACAUGAACUGCGGCUCGUUAUCGUUGCUCGCAGCACCGAAGCUCCCUUCCUCUCAAGCUACGCGGAAUUGGUUGUCGAACUGGAGGAUGAGAACGAUAAUAGCCCGCAGUUCUCGCAGCGUCAAUUCGCAGCCACCGUCUGGGAGGGCAACAGCAAGGGCACCUUUGUCGCCCAGGUGCAGGCCUUUGAUGCCGACGAGGGCGCCAAUGCCCGCCUUCGAUACCACAUUGUGGAUGGCAACCACGACAACGCCUUUGUCAUUGAGCCCGCCUUCAGCGGCAUCGUGAGAACGAACAUUGUGCUCGACCGCGAAAUACGCGACGUCUACAACUUGAAGAUUAUUGCCACCGACGAGGGCGUACCUCAAAUGACCGGCACCUCAACCAUACGUGUCCAUAUUGUGGAUGUCAAUGACAAUCAGCCGACGUUUCCGCCCAACAACGUUGUCAGCGUCAGCGAGGCUACUGAGCUGGGAGCUGUAAUUGCCUCUGUUUCGGCGAAUGAUGUGGAUACAUAUCCCACCUUGACCUAUCGCUUGGGCAGCGAUUCUCCCGACGAAACGGAAAAUCUGUUACUCUUCGGCCUAGAUCGCUACAGUGGCAAGCUCGUGCUUAAACGUAACCUGAACUACGAACUACAGCAGGAGUAUCAGUUGGAGGUGAUUGCAUCCGACGCGGCACACGAGGCGCGUACCACCCUGACAGUUCGUGUGGCAGACGAGAAUGACAAUGCUCCGAUAUUUCUGGCACAGAAGCCUCCUGCAUAUUUUGCUCUAUUGCCAGCUGCCUCAGAGCUGUCGGACAGCGCUUCGAUGGACGUAGAGCUGCUGACUGUGAAUGCCACGGACGCGGAUGCCGAGGGUCGCAACUCGCAAAUAAGCUACAGCAUCGAUCCGCCCCUGUCGGGUUUCUCGGUGCAUGCCACAAGUGGCAUUGUCUCGGUCAACAUGAGUCAACUGCCAGCUGCGACGUCGGCCAGCGGGGAUUACUUUGUGCGUAUCGUAGCACGGGAUUCGGGUAAGCCAAUGCUAAGUGGUGCAACGUUGCUUCGUGUCCAGCCUGGCGAUAUUGGAGCGGGACGGACGCAGUUCCUGCAAACGCAGUACAGAGCACAGAUCAGCGAGGCGGCUUCGGUGGGCUCGGUGGUACUUCAACUGGGACAGGACGUAAAGGAUCAAACGUUCAUUAUUGUGUCGGGCAACGAGGAAGGCGCCUUUGAGUUGCUGCCCUCCAAGGCAAUUGUAUUGAUCAAGCAGCUCGAUCGGGAGCGUAACGAUCUCUACAAGCUGCAGCUGUUGCUCAGCCAGCCCACAAAUGGUGCCAGCUUCACAGCCAGCUCCAAUUCGAGUGGAGGCAUCACAGUCUUUGUCAAUGUACUGGAUGCCAAUGACAAUGCGCCUAUCUUCGAUCCAAGCGCAAAGUACGAGGCAGAGAUCAGCGAAUUGGCGCCAUUGCGUUAUUCCAUUGCCCAAUUGUCCGCUUUAGACGCGGAUCAGGAGAACACACCCAACUCGGAGGUAGUCUACGACAUCAGCUCUGGAAAUGAUGAGCACAUGUUCACCAUUGACCUCGUGAGUGGCGUGCUUUUCGUGAACAAUCGGCUGGACUACGACAGCGGAGCAACGAGUUAUGAGCUCAUCAUACGCGCCUGCGACAGCCACCAGCCACGCCCACUGUGCAGCUUGAAGGCGUUCCACCUGUCGCUGCACGACGAGAACGACAAUGCCCCGCAGUUUCCCCUCUCCGAGUACGUGCACUUCCUGGGCGAGAAUGAACCUCUGGGCACCUCGGUCUUUAGGGCACAUGCCAGCGAUCUGGAUCGCGGUGCCUUCGGGCAGCUCAACUACAGUCUGGUGGCCGCGACGGAUGACGACAGCUCGUGGCGUUUGUUCCGCGUGGAUGCCGAGUCGGGCAUUGUCAGCUCGGGAGCGGUGUUUGACUACGAGCAGCGGCAACGCUACAAUCUGCAGCUGCAGGCUAGCGAUAUGGGCGGAAGAAGUGCUCGGGUGGCGGUGCGAGUUGAGAUCGAGUCGCGGGACGAGUUCACGCCACAGUUCACGGAGCGAACGUAUCGCUUUGUGUUGCCAGCGGCGGCGGCAUUGCCUCUGGGCUUUGUCGUCGGCCAGGUGACGGCCACAGAUGCUGAUUGUGGGGCAGAUGGUCGCGUUGUCUACCAAUUAAGCGCACCACACAGCUACUUCAAGGUGAAUCGCAGCAGCGGUGCGGUGCUCAUCAAAAGGAAACUCGACGACAGCCUCAUUGACGAUGGACGCGAUAUCAGUCUUGUGAUCACGGCCUCGUCGGGUCGCCAAAGCUCCCUGAAGAACAUGACCGUCGUGGAGAUCGCCUUGGAUCCCCUGGCACAUCCCAACACCAAUCUGGCAUCCAUUAGCAUGCCAGGCAGCGGUGCAGGCGGCGCUGCAAAUGGCGGUGCCAGCAUAAGCGAUUGGGUCGUGGGUCUGCUAGUCUCGCUGCUUCUCAUUCUCUGCGCCGCAGCCGGCAUCUUUCUCUUCAUCCACAUGCGCAGUCGUCGGCCUCGCAAUGCUGUCAAGCCCCAUCUCAGCACGGAGACGGUGGGCGUGGGCAACUCCAACAGUUAUGUGGAUCCCAGCGCCUUUGACACGAUUCCCAUACGCGGUGGUGCCUCGGCUGCCGCUGCGGUGGCUUCGGGUCAGUUUGCACCACCCAAGUACGAUGAGAUUCCACCGUUCGGACCACAUGCGGGCAGCUCGGGAGCAGCCACCACAUCGGAGCUAUCUGGCUCGGAGCAGUCGGGUUCCAGCGGACGCGGCUCGGCGGAGGAUGAUGGCGAGGACGAGGAGAUUCGCAUGAUCAACGAGGGACCGCUGAGUCAUCGGGCAGGCGCCGGCGCUGGCAGCGACGAUGGACGCAUCUCGGACAUCUCUGUGCAGAAUACCCAAGAGUAUCUCGCUCGUCUGGGCAUUGUGGAUCACGACCCGAGUGGCGGAGGCGGUGGUGCUUCAAGCAUGGCGGGCUCUAGCCAUCCCAUGCCCAUACCCAUGCCCAUGCCAACACUCCACAUGUUUGACGAGGAUGCGACGGCCAGAUCGGACAUCACAAAUCUCAUCUACGCAAAGUUGAAUGACGUGACAGCCGCUGGAUCGGAGCGUGGCAGCAGUGUGGAUGAUGCGGCGACCACGGCGGGCAGCAUUGGCACCGUUGGCCAUGGACAUGGACAUGGUGUGAUGGCCAGCUAUGGCGAGGUGCCCGUUCCCGUGCCUGUCGUCGUGGGCGGCAGUAAUGUGGGCGGUUCCCUGAGCUCCAUUGUGCACAGCGAGGAGGAGCUGACGGGCAGCUACAACUGGGACUAUCUGCUGGACUGGGGACCGCAGUAUCAACCGUUGGCGCACGUCUUCUCCGAGAUUGCAAGACUGAAGGACGACACGAUGUCGGAGCACAGUGGCCACAGUGGUCACAGUGGUAGUGGCGCCUCGUCCAGCGCCAAGAGCAAACAGUCGAUGGCUCACUCCUCCACAGGCAGUGUGGUGCUCAAGCCACCUCCCCCCACACACAUACCACCCCCGCUGCUCACCAAUGUCGCUCCUCGGGCCAUCAAUCUGCCGGUGCUCGGCAACUCGGGCGGUCUUCGGCUUCCCCCUCACCUCAGUCUCGCCAAUCUGCCCCGCUCGCCCAUCGGACACGAGGCCAGCGGUGGCUUCAGCACCUCCUCGGCCAUGUCGCCAUCCUUCUCGCCUUCCCUCUCCCCCCUGGCCACGCGAUCGCCCUCGAUUUCCCCGCUGGGCGGACCGCCCACCCACAUGUCACACGUCUCCCUGCCGCGCCCCUGCCACGCCCCCCAGCCCAGCCAACGCGCCAAUGUGGGCACUCGCAUGUGAAGGAUCCCCCCUCCACCCAACGUAAUGGAUAUUUGUAGUUAUCGUUAUCGAAAUCCGUGUGAUCACCAUUAGAGCGUAAUGUAGCGAGUACUGCUUAGUCGUAGUGAUUAUCCCUUAGUUAGUGCCACACAUUUUCAUGAAAGCAUUCAAGAAUGGAGCGCAGCUGUACAUGCAUAGUAUUACUUGCACCACCCAACCACCAACCACCCUACCAUCCAAUCCACACACUCACACACACACACACAUACAGUCACAUAUGUCAGCCCCACUCGACUCGAUUCCCUAUAAGAAUUUCAUAAACAUAAACAAAA
Molecule: messenger RNA, 11536 nt
Organism: Drosophila innubila
Lineage: Eukaryota; Metazoa; Arthropoda; Insecta; Diptera; Drosophilidae
Gene: ds
Product: protein dachsous
Exons: 12
Coding region: 372-11225 (3617 amino acids)
Biological process (GO): homophilic cell-cell adhesion
Cellular component (GO): plasma membrane
Molecular function (GO): calcium ion binding
Source: RefSeq, a predicted model, not a curated record